Frankliniella occidentalis (western flower thrips) is the source of this 1769-nucleotide messenger RNA. RefSeq names its product X-box-binding protein 1 (gene Xbp1). Gene Ontology annotation, cellular component: nucleus. NCBI's taxonomy places the organism in Eukaryota, Metazoa, Arthropoda, Insecta, Thysanoptera, Thripidae. Bases 205 to 933 code for a protein of 242 amino acids. The record is from RefSeq and is a predicted model, not a curated record. Gene Ontology annotation, molecular function: RNA polymerase II transcription regulatory region sequence-specific DNA binding; DNA-binding transcription factor activity, RNA polymerase II-specific. The transcript is spliced from 4 exons.
CACAUCGUCGUUUCGGCCCUAUGCUGCGUAGUCUGCUUGUGUUGCAUCAGCCUGGAAAGGGGAGCAGGGAAUCCUCGACGAAAAUGCAUUCCAGACGGCGAAGUGACGGCGGCCGAGUUGACAUGCGUGUCUAGAGCCAGUGCAGUGAGCGCAGAGUUCGUCCUCGUCAGUGUCGUUGCUGGUGAAGUGCGAGAGGCAGUGGAUAUGGUUGCACCGCAAGCUUUUAUCAUCACCGUUCCAGCGGCCGCUGGCGGUGACAGUACUGUGGAAUUGAACGCCCAAACGAUGGAGCCCCCGUCGAUCUCCAGCAGGAAACGGCGCCUGGCCCAUCUAUCGACGGAGGAGAAAAUGUACAGAAAGAAGUUAAAAAAUCGGGUUGCAGCUCAAACAUCUAGAGACCGGAAAAAGGCCCGUAUGGAUGAUCUAGAAGCCUCAGUCACUGAAAUGGCACAAGAGCUAGAAGCAAUGAGAAGACUUAAUGAAAGAAUGGAGGCUGAAAAUGUACUACUCAAACAACAGCUACAAGACGCCCAAGCUACCAAUGCUGCUCUUUUGGAGACAUUACUCGAGAAAGAAAAGUGUGCUUGCAGCAAGAAUCAGAAAAGCAACAAUCAGGUUGCCCCUGUUAGUUUCCCAUCCACCUUGUCACGACCUGCUGAGUCGAUGAGACACCCUCUGCUGAAGGGACCGGAAGGGAAACGAGCAGACAACCUGAAACGCCUGACGAUCUUGUUGAUGGCAUACCUUCUCUCCCCGAACUCCUCGCCGAUCUCGGAUCUGACGAAGAUCUGCCAGACCUUGGAGACUUGGAGCGAUUCGCUGAAAGCCUCUUACAAGAGGCCUUUGCCCAUGAACAGAAUUCUUCGAGAGCGGAGCAAAUGGUGGGGAAAGCACCAGAAAUCCUGGAAUCCAGUAGAUCAAGUAGCAGCCUAGGUACAGGAUCGGAGAUUGAAGUGCUUUCUACAGAGACCGCCUCUAGCAGUAUUGUCCGACCAACACGCAGAAGACUCCCAAAUCGUCAACCGAAGCAAAAUUUCAAGAAACUCUUGCCAAGAGAGGAACCUAAAAUUAUGAGUUCCCAUCAGAACCUGAGCUUUGUCACAGGCACUCCAACAUGUGUCACAUUGCCAAUGGUAUCACCUCAAACCGACAUACUUGCUAGUGCCUUAAACAAUGCAUUUUCCCCAGAUGAUUGUAUAACUAUAAUUGUUCCAACUCAAGAUGAAAGUGACUGCGUAAUUCUUGAAGAGGCUGUGCAAGAAGUUACAACAUCAUCUUUCCUGAUACCUUCAUUCAAAGAUGAGCCUUUGUCUCCUAGAAGUGACAUCAGUGCAGUGAAAUCAGACUGUGGGUAUGAAUCAUUUGGAUCUCCUCAUAGUGACGUUUCAUCAUCAGAAGCUAUGAGUGACUUGUGGAAUGAAAGUUUUACACAACUAUUCCCUAAUACAUUAAUGUAACCUAAUAGUAAUUUUUGUGGUCUGUCUACCCAAAGGUAGAAGUUUCCAGUUUUUGUUUUUUUUAAAUCAAUUUUGCCACUUUGGCUCUCUGAUAAAACUCUAUUGUUGCAUCUUUUGUGCUAGUUUGUACAUGUUGUAAGAUAUUAAUAUAUUUAUUGUAUAUAAUAUAACAGGGGGAAUUGAAUGCUGUGUCAGGGAAAAGUGACACCCCUUUUUGCCCUGACUUCAGGCAACCCUGUAUAAUUUGAGGGAACACCUUCUGCUUUUAAAUACUACUUUUAGCUUGGUCUCUUAUUAAACACUUCAAUGGUA